AUGACAUCCAGAAAUCUCAACAAGACCUGGCGCGAUAUUGUCUUUGAACAGUACGAAGCCGACCACGCAGCUGACGUACCCUUUCCAAUUCGCUACUUAAUCUACGGCGACCAGUGGAAAACAGAUAUCAUUAUUGAGAUCCCCAACAAGAUUGACGUGCCUGUCUUUCGUCAAACUCUCCUCCACGCAGCUAGUUCUAGACGCCUUGAAAAGGACCCGGCGUACGAAGACGACCUGAUCAAGAUCCGAGCACGUGUUCCGCUUUCCAUCAUGAGUAACAAUGAUGCACACCCGCAAGAUGAUACUGCUACUUCUGGUAGCAGUGGGGGUCAUCAGUGA
Fusarium poae is the source of this 339-nucleotide messenger RNA. RefSeq lists its product as uncharacterized. The record is from RefSeq and is a predicted model, not a curated record. The transcript has a single exon. The coding region runs from base 1 to 339 and encodes 112 amino acids. NCBI's taxonomy places the organism in Eukaryota, Fungi, Ascomycota, Sordariomycetes, Hypocreales, Nectriaceae.